Messenger RNA from Peromyscus maniculatus bairdii (prairie deer mouse), 4627 nucleotides. NCBI's taxonomy places the organism in Eukaryota, Metazoa, Chordata, Mammalia, Rodentia, Cricetidae. The record is from RefSeq and is a predicted model, not a curated record.
CUGGUUCCCACGCUGCCGCCACCCUCGCCCCGACCCUGACUGUUUGUGCACCCAGCUCCUCUGCAGCGGCGGACCCUACGGACAGCCAUGCAGUAGGAGCCUCCUGAACAGAGACGCUGAUACUGGGUCUGGCACAGGAGCAUUGCACUGCUGAUCUGCCCAGCCUUUUAGCUGUGCUGUGGUUGGAGCCCUGACUAUGGCAGCCCUUCUUCUGAGAGCAAAGCCCAAGGUACCAGUAUCUUUUGAGGAUGUGUCUGUAUACUUUACAAAUACAGAAUGGAAGCUUCUGAAUCUCAAACAGAGGAAUCUCUAUAAGCAGGUGAUGCUGGAGAACUACAGCCACUUGGUGUCAGUGGGAUUUGCUUUCUCUAAGCCUAACCUUGUGUCCCAGCUGGAGAGAGGGGAGAAGCCCUGGAUUACAGAUGGUGGAAAGGAGACUGCAGCAGGAUCCUGUGCUGGUGAGCAAGGGAAUGGGAUAAAGAGCAAGACACUGACUUCAAAGCCGAAACAUUUUGGAAGAGGUCUCCUCAGAGACACCUCAGGAUCCUUGGUGCAGAGACAUACUCACGACUUCAGGCCAAAUCCCAUUGUAAGGUACCAGCACUCCAGAAUCGCGGAUAAGCGGUAUCUGUGUCAGCAAUGUGGAAAAUCUUUCAGCCGCAGCUCCAAUCUCAUCAAGCACCGGAUCGUCCACAGCGGUGAGAAACCAUACGAAUGCAGCGAGUGUGGGAAGUUAUUCAGGCGCAGCUUGGCGCUGCUGGAGCAUCAGGGCAUCCACAGCGGUGACAAGCCCUAUGAGUGUGGGGAGUGUGGCAAGACCUUCACACGCAGCUCCAACCUUGUCAAGCACCAGAUCAUCCACAGCAGCGAGAUGCCUUUCAUGUGCCAAGUGUGCGGGAAGGUGUUCCGGCGGAGCUUUGCGCUGCUUGAGCAUGCUCGCAUCCACAGCGGUGAGAGGCCUUAUGAGUGCGGCGAGUGCGGCAAGACGUUUAGCCGCAGCUCCAACCUUAUCGAGCACCAGCGCACCCACAGUGGCCAGAAGCCCUAUGUUUGUCAGGAGUGUGGCAAGGCCUUCAAGGGCAUCUCGCAGCUCAUCCACCACCAGCGCAGCCACCGUGGUGACAGGCCCUUCUUGUGCUGCGAGUGCGGCAAGGCCUUCCGCGGCCACUCAGGGCUUAGCCAACACCAGCGAGUGCACAGCGGCGAGAAGCCCUAUGAGUGCAGCGAAUGUGGCCGGGCCUUUGGUCGCCGGGCCAACCUCUUUAAGCACCAGGUAGUACAUGGCAGGGUGCCGCUGCAGCGUCGAGGCUGUGGAAAGGGCCUCCGCCGGGCCUGCAUGCUCCUGGAGCUUUGGCACGGGCCCCGCGGACUUGGGCCCCAGGAAGCCGUGGAAGGCAGGUCCACCGAGCCCCAGCCCAUUGACACCAAUGAGAAGCCUCAAGUGUGUGAGCGCUGCAGCCAUGUCUUUAAAAACAAAUUGCUGCUGUGUCACCAUUUGCGCAUCCACGACAAUGAAGAUGACAAGAAACAGAAGCCAGUUACUGGGAGCACCUCAGGUUCGGAGGAGAAGUUGCUGCUCAGACAGGAUCUGGAAUCCCAGCUCGCAGAGGGAAGCAACAUUGAAAGCAGUGAAAAUUUCCUGUAUGCUGAGAAGGCUCAGGGCCCAUCCUCACCUUGAGGCAGGAAUAGAGGGCAGCAACUCAGAAUGACAGGGUGCCCCCACCCACCUAGUGUAGUCUUCCCCACUCCUUCCCUGAUGGGUAGAAAAGGAAGGCUCCUCCCUAGUCCUUGAUGAUACAGUUGAUGCCUAGAGAUUGCACAGGAAGGCUCGUCAAGGAGCCUAAGCAGGGCACUCCUGUGUGCGCUUGGGUAUAUAAGUGCCUAUGUGAGUGGGGUCUCCAGGAGAGCAGAUUUGCAUAAUACAGAGUUGGUCUCUCCUAUCCACGUGAGAAUUGCCUGAUGUGGUUGGGAGGAAAGCAACAGUGUCCAGCCAAUUCUAAGCACAGUUACAUUGAAGUUUACAGAGGGAUGACCCAUGACCUUUCUCUUGUUAACACAUUAGUGGGGUGAUUGCCUCUCCUUAAGAGCUGUUUGUGUUUCUAGAUAGAAUAUACUAAAAAGCACUUUAUUCUAUUGAAAGUGUAUAAAUUGAAGGGACUCUAAAGGUGGCCUGAUGCUUUGCAGGGAAGCACAGAGGCACUUGUUGUCCUGGAGCAUAAGCUAGACUGUCUGGGAAAACUUGGACCCUGUGUGUGUGCUGCUUGGAGGUCUAUACCAAAGCUUGCAGAGGUUAAGGCCCAGAAACCCUGAGGGCCUCCUUUUUGGGAAAGGAGCCCCCCCUCUGGUUUAGGUAAGACAUGGCAGCAUUUGAACCCCCACUGCCCUGCUGACUUCAGUUUCCUCCUCUCCCACUCAGUGAAGGCCAUACUGGCCAUUCCUACUGCCUGCCCCAGUGCCUAAUGCUUCAAAUUUGUCUGCUGAUCCUUUUCAGGCAAUCCACUGUGUAGUGAUGACAGGUUAGAAAUUUGCACUUAGGUGGCCCCUGAAAUGAGUCUGGCCAGACAAUUAUCUUUCAGAUGAUAUUUCUUAGAAUAUUAAAGUUGCCAUUACUUUAAUGUGCUUUCAUUUGGGGGUAACAUUAGUUGAAAAUUGAGAUUUUUUUGUUAUAGGAGAGUGUUGGGGGAUUUAUCUUUUAUAAAAAUUCCUCAGACAGAGGGUGUAGCUCAGAGGUGGAGUGUAUGCCUAGCAGACCACAGGUCCUGUGAGCCAUUCCUGCCCCUGCCCCUGCCCCAAGAAAAGCUCAGACAGGGGGAAGAGGCCUUCCCAACCCAUGAUUGAUGCCAGUAGUGGCAAACCUGGCCCUCUGAGUGAUGAUGUGACAACCCCCACCUCCCUUCCCUUAAGCCCAGCUGGCUCUUUAAGUGGCACUUUACUGAAGAGGAAGCCAGUGGCAGUCCUAUUCCACCUUCCACCUGUGCUGUCCCCAGGAUAGCUGUCCCUUGGUAUACUCAGCUCAGCAUCCUUGGUAGCAAGCUACUCUCCAAUUCUCUCCUAUCCCAGGGGAGAGAAAGAUUUUGUCACAAAGGCUGCCUGAGGGUAGGUAGGUUGGUGGUACAGGUGAAGUGGAGACAGCUCUUGGGCACUCCAAGGAAGAGUGGUGGCACCUUCCCUGCCAGUUGAGUGAGGUUCAAAGACAGCUGUAUACUGCCAAGAAAAUAUGGGAAGACCUGGAAACCCAGGAUGCUGGUUGGAGUCCUGGUCACAAGAAUAUUCACAUGUACACACACACAGAGAGAGAGAGAGAGAGAGAGAGAGAGAGAGAGAGAGAGAGAGAGAGAGAGAGACAGAGACAGAGAGAGAGAGAGACAGAAAGACAGAGAGACAGAGAGACAGAAAGACAGAGACAGAGACUUUAUGUAUAUAAAAUGUUUUGUGUAAAGUUCCAGUUUGUAACUUGCUCUUAUCUCUGUGUCCUCCAGUAGAUCCCCAUCUUUUUGUCGUGAUUGCUUUCUUGUCUGCAAGCCUGAAGAUGUGUGUCAUGCUCAGCCUUGUGUCUGCACUCCAAGCCCCACUGGGUACUGCUUUCUUGGUAUGCUGGAUUUGAGCUAUGUAGUGGUUGGCUUCAGUGGCUCAUGGAGGCAGUUCAGAGUAUCUGUCACUUUGGUUUCCCAAUAGAAAAGAAAAUACUAAGAACGGUGUCUUUUAAGUCUCUGGUGAAGUAAUUGCUCAGACAAUCUCUGCUAGGGCUGGCACAGAUACAGGAAACUAGGCCUCAUGCAGAACAGGUGCCCACAGUGCGAGGCUCUGUGCAAGCUCUGUCACAUGCUCUUGGGUGUUCAUUUCCAUGACUCUAUGAAGUGAAUGAAUGAUACCUAUCCUCCAAGCCAGUCACCAGCUUCUAUACCCAAGGAUAAGUCCCUACAGGAAGGGUCAUGUGCAGGCAUUUUCAGCAGAAAGUGGGGUCUGCAGGGAGAGACAUAGAGCACUUCAGAGUGGAGUACCCUGAAAUGCUCCAGGGUCCCUGGUGGUUGCCUACAUACAUAACAACACAUCUCUUUCAGUUCUCUAGUUCCUGUUCCUAGAUGUUUUCAGCCAGGCAGUUAGGAGUAGUUAGUUCUCUCAGGCAUGUAAAAUGAACAGAACAGAUAUCUCCUGGAAUAAAGUCAGAGUAACCAGAGGAACACUUGUUUUGUGCCUGAAAAUUGUGCUUCAUCCAUCAAGCUGGAUGGGGAAUGGGGCUGAUCACUCAUUUGUGUGUUUUAAGGGGCAACUAGAUUAUAAAACCUUAAACUAUCAAAACUCCUGCUGUUUUCUACUUCCUCCUCUUCUUGCCCGGCCCCCAUACUUACCUUUGGACUAUUUGCCUUGUAAGACUUUGGGUGCUUUUCAGGUGCUGUGUGAAUGUCCUAGCAGUCUCUCCAGGAAACUGAUAAGUGGUCCUCUCUGAAUUUAUCAGGAGAUGGAAUUUUCAACAUUUUUGUUGGUUGAAAAAAGACAGCUACUUGGAAAGGGGCUCCCCUGUGGUGAUAUAUUGUGUAUCCUGAUAAAAUUUGCCUGAAGAUCAGAGAACAGAACAAGCCACUAGAUUAAACAUAGAGGCCAGGCAGUGGUGGCACACACCUUUAAU